This is a messenger RNA of Darwinula stevensoni, 288 nucleotides long. NCBI's taxonomy places the organism in Eukaryota, Metazoa, Arthropoda, Ostracoda, Podocopida, Darwinulidae. The record is from the annotation of a GenBank genome assembly.
GUGACGGCGAGCAUCGUCAGCGAGGCACAGGCGAGACAACUCUACCAACGAGAUAACUCCCAAACUUCCCGCAUCGACACCUGCGGAGAGAUCCUCAACAAUAAGGGAACCAUAGAGUACCACCCGAGUGGCCGCCAGCUCACUGCCUCCUUCAGAUGCAUGCAACUGCGUAAGAUCAAGCGAACUGAGAAGAAGGGAAACGAAUGUGUGGUGAUGGACAAGAAGUUCGCUCUCCUCUUCCAGACAUCCUUCAAAAUCGCUGGAGAUGUCCCUGUGGAGGUCAGUUGA